AUGAUGUUAGAUUGCUCCCGACCGGUUGAAUAUGACAACGAGCGGAGUCUGGACGACAAUUCCAGCUCCGACGUGAGCGAGGUCUUUUCGGAUAUUGAAUCUGAUAGCGACUCUAACACUGACCUGGAACUCGAUAGCGAGAAUUCCGACAGCGAUGACGAUGAGCUCGACGGCAGUGUUUUCAGCGAUGAGGGCCAACUGUCUCCAGAAUACUACUUGGCCCAAGCAGAAAGCUUGGAUGUCUCACGACUUCGACAAAAGCGGUACGCUGAUAGUACUCAGGGAUAUCUAGAUAAUACCCGUGUAUACUGGGAUAGGUACUGUCGGCAUAUUGGUGUUGACCCAGUGCUACACUGGAAAUCGAUCUCGGACUCUGACAAGACGGUCCAAUUCCUCUAUGGAUUUUUUGGCUGGAGGUGUGACAUUCGCCGUGGCAAGGACGGUCGACACUGUCCGGGCUUUCGAGUCAAGAGCUCAUUGCAAACAUUCUGGAAGUGGUGGCAUCUUGUUCUUAAACAGGAGACAGAAUCGGAGCUAAACAAAGAAACCAUUCGCAAAGUAGAGGACAUUAUUGCCCUUGUGGCCGAGGAGAAAAAGCUCAAACUCACCCAGCGGCCGAAGAAGAACAUGUACAUUGAAGACGUUGCGGAGUUCGCACGUGUUCUCUUGACAACCACUGAAAUGACGUAUGGGUGCGGCUGGCAGCGUAUUCAAAUACUUUUCUUUUGCCAGCUUGCAGCUAUCACUGCAAAUCGUCCAGGGGCGCUUCUGCAUCUUCGCUAUCGGGACAUAGGGCUAACACUGAUUCGAGACCCCGAAGGCGGACGGCCUCGGCUGUUCAUCUUCCUGAAACCAGACUUCACAAAGAGAUUCCUUGGGAAGAAAGCUCCGAACGAGUUCAAAAUUCCAGAAAUUAUCUUUGAUCCAAGCUUGGCUCUAAGUCCGCAUGUGACUUUGCUCAGUAUGCUCUUCUAUGUCGAUGGAUUCAAGCGAUUUUCGAACACCGGGCCAGUGUUGGAUUCUCCGGAGAAACUAUAUAGCCUUAGGGUUCUUGAUGGUCUAGGACAGCAGGCACUGCUUUUGAAAGAUGAGUUACUGGAUAAGUUUGUGUUCUGCCAGGUGCAACGUGAACCUACUGGGUAUCGACUUGUCUUGGAGGAGAGCAUGACAAGUUGCAUGAUAAGAUCCCGGAUGCGUCGAGGGGGUGAGAUUACAGGCUAUGAUCAGGUCUCCCACCCAUACAAUCUCCGAUAUGCUGGAGCCAAGCAAUUUAACAAUAGUGAAGAAGUGUCGGACGCUCUCCAGAACGUGAUUCUUCAGCAUUCGAACAUUAAUACCUUUGUCCGUCAUUAUCAAGUGGACGUUGACGUUGAUGUUCAGGGAAUCAUCCGCAAAACAGGGUCUCAAACGCGCUUGGUGCGGUUUGCUUGUUCAUUUAGUGCAUCUAUCGAUCCAGAUCGACCAUUUAAGCUCUCCCCUGAAGAAUCUUUGUCCCUUAAUGAGCUUCCAGUCAUGCUCGUGCGACAAGAGAAGGUUAAUAAACGCAAGAGGAAGUGGGAAAAUUGCAAAAACAAGUUACAAAAUGCUAAUACGGUCGCCAUUGAACUCUCUGAUAGUUGCAAGCAAAAGCUGCAACUUAUCACCGAGCGGACUAUGGAAGCAAAGGAGCGCUACGAUAUUUCCAUCCGUGAUUUGCGUAACGAGAAGCAACGACACCGAAGCCAGCGGAUCCGGGAGAAUCUAGAGCGGUACAGGAAUGAGCAACCCGUGAUCGACCUUGAGCGACAACUCGCAGGGAAGCUGGUAAAUACCAAGGUGAUUGACACUCUGGAGCACAAGACCUCCAUGACUUCGCAGCAUCUGGCGUUAAUUGAUACAAUGCUCACAAUGCCGGGCGCCACUCUCGAAGAAGAGUACCAGCGCAGGAUCAACGCGAUUAAUGCGAUGACUGUGUUCUGUUCCGUGGAGGAGGGCCGGCCAACACCUCGGACCCGCCAAUCCUGCCGUCGGCCUCUGUCUGGCGAUGGUGACGACGACAGUUCCGAUGCCCCGAUCAAACGACAACGGCGCGUUUUGGAAGAUGUCACUGAGAUCACCUUACGCCAAGCAAUGGAAUCAGUACGAAUCAAGGAUCUCAAAGAGCGGCCCACAAUCUGCUUUCUUUGCUUGGGGAAUCCGAAUCUUCCCCUCAUGGAACGAAUUGCGAAGCAUGCAACGCCCGGUUCUCUCACCAGACAUUUUUUACGAAAGCAUGUCAAUCCUCCUUGGCCGGCCAAAGGCUUGGAGUGUAAUAACUUUGCCACGGAACAGUCGUGCGAGGCAAAGCUCAAGAAAAACUAG
Penicillium malachiteum is the source of this 2340-nucleotide messenger RNA. RefSeq names its product DUF3435 domain-containing protein. The coding region runs from base 1 to 2340 and encodes 779 amino acids. NCBI's taxonomy places the organism in Eukaryota, Fungi, Ascomycota, Eurotiomycetes, Eurotiales, Aspergillaceae. The transcript has 6 exons. The record is from RefSeq and is a predicted model, not a curated record.